Lotus japonicus is the source of this 2156-nucleotide messenger RNA. RefSeq lists its product as uncharacterized. The annotation marks the transcript as partial. The record is from RefSeq and is a predicted model, not a curated record. Gene Ontology annotation, biological process: regulation of DNA-templated transcription. NCBI's taxonomy places the organism in Eukaryota, Viridiplantae, Streptophyta, Magnoliopsida, Fabales, Fabaceae. Gene Ontology annotation, cellular component: nucleus. The transcript is spliced from 14 exons.
CACCAAAAAUGUUCUUCCCCCUUUUCAUCUUCGCCGCGCCAGAAAGCGCUUCCUCCGCUCUUUUUCCCCGCACGAUGGCGCCGCCUCAGCCUCCCCCAUCCGCAGCAUUCUCGCGCUGUCGACCUCCGACGAGGUUCGUACACUCUGGAUCGGUGGUUUGCAGUGCUCGAUGGACCAGAACUGUCUCUACCAAUUGUUUGUUCAUACCUGCGAGUCAACACCGCUGCCGCCAACAACUCUGGUGGGGGGAUUCCAGCUGUGGGAAAUAGGAUCAAUGAUCAGGAAAAGGGAAAACAAUGCCACCAAUGCCGGCAAGAAAUCAAGGGUGUCGCUGCUUUGUGCAAGAAUCUGAAAAAUGGCAAUCCUUGUGUACUCAGAUUGUGCCGUGUAUGCCUUUUAAACAGAUAUGGGGAGGAAGCAGAACAGGUCAAUAGGUUGGAUGACUGGAGGUGCCCAAAGUGCCGGGGCAAAUGCAACUGUAGCGCUUGCAGGAAAAAAGAUGGUAAGGAGCCUACCGGUAGAUUAACGAGGGAAGCCAGGACUGCUGGAUUUAGGUCAGUGAUGGAAUAUCUGGAUGCUAAGGAAGCAGCGGAGUUGAACACGAACGCAAAUGAUGUUGCUGCUGUUUUGCCUCCAGAGGAGAUCGUGAUGGAAUUGCUGGAAGCUCGGGAAGCAGCGGAGUUGAACACGAAUGCAAAUGAUGUUGCUGCUGUUUUGCCUCCAGAGAAGAUUGAUGGUCUUGAGGCGGUCUUGGGUGCAAAUGAUUUUCCCCCCAUUCCUCAUCAAAAUGAGGAAACAAAAUGCGAAAGAGACGAUAAGAAUGUGUGGGAUCAUUUUGAUUUUGCUGAAGCCGUGUCUCAAGAUGAGAUUUUCGCAGAAUUAGAAAGGAACCAGGACACUGAUUAUCAUAUGAAUGGUGGUCCUGAGGUUUGGGGUUUAAAUGAUUAUGUGAAUCCUUCACUUCUUAUUUCCUAUAAUUGUCAUGGUACAGAUGUUAAGGAUGAAAAAUCUGAAGAAGUUCUCCUACCGCCGGGCACUGAGUUAACGGAGGUAUUGGGCAUUGAGUUCCCACAUGAGGAUGUUGGGAAUGUUGUGCAGUUCUUGGACUUCUGCAGGGUUUUUGGGAAGGAUCUUAACAUGAAGGAAGGGGAAGCAAGGGCUAUUUUGCGAGAACUAGUUCGCAAACAAAACUUGCGCAGUGGAGAGAACACCCUAGCUGUUGAGUUCCAAACUAGACUUUUGACCCUGCUCCGCACCGCUGCAGGACAUAAGUCUCCAUCCUUAACUACAGCGGAUGGGAACUGUUCAUGGUUGAAAGCUCUAGGGGAUUUAGCUUUACAAUCUCCUCUUCUUCUCAAGGAUUUCCCCGUAGAAAUGCUCAAUGAAGGUCUCUCUGGGUAUUGUAACUUGAGUUUGUCUGAUAAGCUUAGACUCCUGACUUUCAUCUGUGAUGAAGUUCUUAACUCAGAGAAAGUGAGGAGUUACAUUGAAAAGGAAAAUUCAAAAAUUGAGAAGCAGUGGAAAGAAGCCAAAGCUGAAUUUGCGGCUGCGAAGGAAAAGUUGAAUAGCUUGAAACAGAAGCUGCAGGAAGAGACAGCAAAAAGAAUUCAUUCCAGUGGGGAUCCUGGGUCAUCGACAGAGCAAGAUGCUGCUGUCCUGAAGUUGUUAACAACUGAAGUUGCUCAAGCUCACAGUGAAAUGCUUGAGGCUAAGGAAAAGAUUCCUAAAAGGAAAAUUUCUGAUGCUACGAGGAUUGAGCCUCACUUUGUGGAUGGUAGAAAGGUCUUUUGGAAAUUCAAAUGUUUUGAAGGUGAAGAUACUCUUUUGCUACAAGACAUCAAAGUACAAGAAGGGGAUGGUACUGCUGCAACUGAUGAAAGGUGGUUUUUUUAUGGUCCUGAGAAGAAGAAUGACAUUGAUAAGUACAUUUCUUCAAGGGCAAAGAGAAAUAAAUGUCGUUAGGCUCCUUAUAAACUUUCGAAUGAAAGCAGUGGAGCUGAUAUGGAGAACGAUUUUUAGGGAAUAAAUCUGAGCUGGUUUUUAAUAAGGAGUUGUGUUUCUUACUUGUCAUCAGUGACAUAUGCUGUACCAACUCAAUUGUAUAUAAACUCCUCUUAGACAUGUCAAUUGAAAAGAAUCGCAUUGAUUUCUUGCAA